AUGAGAGUGAAUGAGUUGGGAAACUGGGUAGACGGUAUGACGAUCGCGUUGAAGUUCCUGAUACACCACCAUCCAGCACUUGCGUCACCGAAGUGGGAUUUGAGCGACGCACGAUUUUACGUAGAAGGGGAUGUGCGAGAUAUUCGCGUUUUCAGAAUCUCCGCGACUGAAUCUAACGGAGGAAAGAUCCUCCAGCGGUUGUCAGAGGGGCGCAAUACCCUCAGCAACGUGGCCCUCGUCAUACUCGCAAGCUUCAUAACUUCACAGGAUGAUCUCAACACUGAUCAGGACAGUAAAAAAUUGCUCGAAAGGUUCAGCUUCAUGUUCGGGAAUAUCAUGGAGGACGGAGGUGUCCUCGUGCAGCGCGAGUGUGCCACGUCUGGUGCUGUCAGCCUGCCGGGGGUGAAUGACACAGUGCCGGGGCACUCGAAGGCUGCUCUUGCCACGGCGGCGAUGGAACGUGUCAUCAGGCUUCUUGCCAAGGGACACAUGGUCCUAAGUGACAUUGGCAUUGCUGGCAAUAGUGAAGGCAACAAAACACACCUGGAUAUUAAUCCGUCCAUGAGCAACGAGAGCAUCCCUUUGGCAUUUUCAGAUGCCAAUUGGGCCCUGGGGUGCACACACCAGGGUUUUCAUGGUGUCUAUCGACCGCUUGCCAUUCUCGGUUAUUCUCCGAAACUCGGAGCGCGCGCAGAGCCUCGUCAUGCGUCGACGUGGUACGCGGAUGGUUGCGGACGAAGAAUUUGA
Suillus bovinus is the source of this 747-nucleotide messenger RNA. RefSeq lists its product as uncharacterized. The transcript has 5 exons. The record is from RefSeq and is a predicted model, not a curated record. The coding region runs from base 1 to 747 and encodes 248 amino acids. Lineage: Eukaryota; Fungi; Basidiomycota; Agaricomycetes; Boletales; Suillaceae.